This is a messenger RNA of Oncorhynchus masou masou (cherry salmon), 522 nucleotides long. NCBI's taxonomy places the organism in Eukaryota, Metazoa, Chordata, Actinopteri, Salmoniformes, Salmonidae. The record is from the annotation of a RefSeq genome assembly.
AUGACUUAUCUUGUGUCUUUAUUUCUUUUAGGGCUGGUUUUAGGGCUUGUAGCUGUUGCAUCUAAUCCUGCACCUUAUUUUGCUGCUUUAGGUUUAGUUGUAGCAGCGGGUGUGGGUUGUGGUGUUUUGGUGGGUCAUGGGGGGUCUUUCUUGUCUUUGGUACUGUUUUUGAUUUACUUGGGGGGAAUACUUGUGGUAUUUGCUUAUUCAGCGGCUUUGGCUGCUGAGCCUUUUCCAGAGUCUUGAGGGGAUCGUUCGGUUUUAGGGUAUGUGAUGGUAUAUACGGUUGGGGUGGUGUUGGUGGCAGGCUUAUUUUGGGGUGGGUGGUAUGAAACUUCUUGAGUGGCGGUGGAUGAGUUUAAGGAGUUUUCUGUUUUGCGUGGGGAUACGAGUGGGGUGGGAUUGAUGUAUUCCUAUGGAGGGGGGAUGCUAAUCGUCUGUGCGUGGGUACUUCUAUUAACGCUUUUUGUGGUAUUGGAACUAACACGUGGGUUAGGUCGAGGGGCGCUUCGAGCAGUUUAG